GCUGCAGCGCCCUCUGUGCCCUUAAGGGUGGUGAAGGGCUACGUGCGGACGAAGAAGCGGCAGGCGGCGGCGGGGGCUUCCAGUGGCUUCCAGCGCUGUCCCAUUACAGGGCAGUUGAUCCCAGCGGAGCAGAUGAGCCAGCACCUCCGCAUUCUCCUGCUGGACCCCAAGUGGAAGGAACAAAAGGAUCGCUUCCUGGAGAAGGCCCAGGCAGAGUCCGCCUUCGCCCCGCUGGAAGAUGUGGAGGGGUAUUUGGCGCAGUUUGUUGCGAAGAGGCCCGAUCUAUUCGGUUCUGUAGACGACCAUGCGAGGCUUGAGGCCGAGGCAGAAGUUGACCCCCUGCGCGCGGAGGCGACGGUCGCGGGGGCGCGUGAGGGAGGAGUCGGGGGGGCGGCCCACGAUGCCAAGAGGCAGCGAGUGGACGGGACCCCUUCUGUAGCAUCAACAUCUGGAGCGGGAGCCCCUUCCUUGCUGCUGCUGACAGUUGUCUGUCAGGAGGGAGAGGGCCUCGAGGCUCAGGAGGCGCAGGUGGAAGUGGACAGGUCGCUGACAGGCGCGCAGCUGAAGCAGUCGCUUCUGGAUGCGGGUAUCGGUGCGGAAACCCUGAAGGCGCGUGAUCUGCAGCUGUCUACCAGCCCCAGUGGCCCCGCAAUGCUGGACCAUCUCACCUUGGCGGAGGCGGGUAUCCGGUCCUCCGAAGGCGUCAUGUACCUUUCAGUCGUCUCCCGCUGA
Messenger RNA from Eimeria maxima, 732 nucleotides. RefSeq lists its product as hypothetical. The transcript has 4 exons. Gene Ontology annotation, cellular component: U2-type prespliceosome; U2 snRNP; catalytic step 2 spliceosome. Lineage: Eukaryota; Apicomplexa; Conoidasida; Eucoccidiorida; Eimeriidae. Gene Ontology annotation, molecular function: RNA binding. Gene Ontology annotation, biological process: mRNA cis splicing, via spliceosome; regulation of alternative mRNA splicing, via spliceosome. The annotation marks the transcript as partial. The record is from RefSeq and is a predicted model, not a curated record.